AAUUCGUGGCCUGUUCUGAAAAUAUGCUGCAUUAAUGCUUGUUUGGCCAGUUGUUAUUCUAGCGCAUGCGCAAUCUGUACGGGGAGGCAUGGCAUGACGUUUUUAAAGAAAAAAUAAAAACAAAAUAUUCGCCGGCCGGCUGCAUCAAGAGCUCCAUUUGCUGUCAGAAGUAAAAACCACUGCAUCCUUUCAGCUUGAAAGAAACGGAUAAUCACGUUUCCGCUCAUCAAGAUAUUAACCCGUUCCUGGAAAACAAUUAAUCUCAUCUAUUUUAUUCAAGAAUUCUGAAUUCAAGAGUUAUUCCGAAUUAAAAUGGCAGAAUUAUGUGGAAAAUUUAAAUUAGUGAGCAGUGAAAAUUUUGAUGAAUUUAUGAAGGCGAUGGGUGUGGGCCUUGUUAUGCGCAAAGCAGGUGUUAUGUCUAAGCCUGUGGUUGAGAUAAAGCAAGAUGGCGAUCAAUUUAUUUUAAAGACAACUACCACCUUCAAAACAACAGAGCUCAAAUUUAAGUUGAACGAGGAGUUUGAAGAGACUCGAAUGGAUGGCAGUGUUUGUAAGACUACUGUUGUUUUGGAAGAUGGUAAAUUGGUUCAGAAACAAUGUGGAGAUAAAGAAGUUACUAUAAUCAGAGAAGUUGAAGGAGAUACAAUGAAAACUAUAUGCAAAGUUGAUGAUAUCGAAAGCACUAGGGUUUACAAUCGAUGUGAAUAGAACAUCGAAGUCCUGGUUAUUGCUCACUCUAAUAAUGAUUCAAUAAAUCCAAGUUUUUUUAUUAUGCAAUGCUGUCAUGUUUUAAGAUUCAUUUCCACCCUGUUUUAUUUUUAAAUUUUUUAUGUAUUUGAUCUGGACAUAUCACAAUUAAAAAUGCUUCAUUUCUAUUAUUUUCACUUAACUGUUAUUGUCAAAACUUUUGUACAUUAAAGGUUGAUAUUUUAUCAACAA
This is a messenger RNA of Parasteatoda tepidariorum (common house spider), 939 nucleotides long. RefSeq names its product fatty acid-binding protein. Gene Ontology annotation, molecular function: lipid binding. NCBI's taxonomy places the organism in Eukaryota, Metazoa, Arthropoda, Arachnida, Araneae, Theridiidae. The record is from RefSeq and is a predicted model, not a curated record.